CGGUUGUUGUUUGGCCCUGUUGCGUCCGCGGACAGACGGUGGCAAGUGGACCGGUUUUGAAGCUAAGCUAAUUCAGUCAUAUUGCAGCUAGGUAUUUAGUGACUUUUUGUUUGGUUCCGCUCGCAGCACAGGCGCGUAUCUGUUUUCGAAAAAUCGGAGCUACCUGCGGGUAUUUUAUCCGCUGGGCUAAGACUGAAAACGGGGCAUUAAUUUGAGUAAAUCCAUUCUGUCCUGCUAGCUGAAUUGGCAGCGGGUUAGGCGCCAGUCGUGUUUGACAACAGCGCUAUUCGGUCACGUUCCCGGUGUUGUUGUUUCUAGCUGCUGAGUGAACGCGCUAAUUUCCGUUAGGUAAAAGCGGCAAAUUAAAAACCAUAAUAAGGGGAAAAAAAAAAAAAACAUAAAGAAAAACAAAGGCGAAAAGCUUAAGAUAGCUUUAAAAAAAAAAACAAAAGAAGAAAGUUAAACAUGGCAGAAUUCCUCGAAGAUCCGUCGGUUCUCACGAAAGAUAAGCUGAAGACUGAGCUCGCCGCCAACAAUGUGCCACUUCCCAGCGGAGAGCAUAAAAAAGAAGUGUAUGUGCAGCUGUAUCUGAAGAACUUAACCGUACUGAACAACAAGAACAGUCCGCCUGCAGACACUUUCUCCAGCGAUGAAGAGUUGCCUGCUCCCGUGGUGUCCAACAAAAGUCGAUCUGGAAGAAAAGCUACCAAAAAGACAGACAAGCCUCGUUCAGAGGAAGUGGAGGUGACAGAGCUCACCGAUGAAGAUUUAAAACAACAGCUGGCCAAACGUGGUGUGGAAUCGGGACCCAUUGUUGCCUCAACCCGUAAGUUGUAUGAGAAGAAGCUGCAGAAGCUUUUGGACCAGCCUCCCGCUGAACCUGAAGCUCCUGCAGACGUCACAGCUCUCCCCAAGGCAGACAGUAACCAGAAUGGAAACACAAAUUCUGACCAGUACAGCGACAAGGAAGAUGAGGAGGUUGUUGCCCCUGAACCAGAGCCAGUUCCUGUGGUAGAGAAGCCUGUGAGGAGCAGAGGGAAGGUCCCUGUUACCAUCAGAACCAGCAGCAGACGACAAACCAAGGUGGUGGAGGAAAUUGUUACCGAAGAAACACCUAAGAAGGCUAGUGACAGUGUUGUUGAAGAUAUCCUUGCCAAUGAAAUAAGCACACCAACAGGCAUCAGUGCGACCUGCAGGCGUCCGAUCCGAGGUGCAGCUGGCCGACCACUAAAACAAAGUGAAUACUGGCUGGAUGAGUCCCGUGUGCAGCACACUGUCCACACCGAGAGCCGCUCUUACUCGGAGUCGAUCUCCAGAGCGGGCAUCGGCGCCUCUUCAAGCAAAGCGCCAGUCCGGCGAGGUUUCCUGUCCGUGUUACUCAAGCUCCUGCUCCUUGUUGCGGUGGGUGGUUCCCUCUACUAUGGCUACCAGAACCUGGAUGCGGAUCAAAUCAACACCCUCAAAGGCCUCUGUGACAGCGUCAUCGUCCCCGUUCAGGGCGCUGUGAACAACGCGGCCACCUACCUGGGCUUAAGCAGCAGCAGUGCUACAGACAGCGCCGGCAAGUAAAGAACCUCAGCAGUCUCUCGCCAUUGCCGAUCCCACCUCCCUGCCGCCUGCCACAGCACACCACAACUCAAGCAGUACACUUGGCUCACCUCUUCUUCUUUUGACCUACAUGGUUGGACAAAGGACACAGAUUUAAUUGGAACGAUAAACUUUCUCCUCUCUGGACUCCAGCUUUCCUCCCACCACAAGAGGAAACAGUAGCUUCUGGAUAACCGUUUUGUGGCAGUCAGAAGAGACUCAUUUUAUUGAUGAUUUUAAUCUGUGAAUUGUUUGUGUCUAUGUGUGUAUUUAACCCCUCGUAUGUAGAAAGGAGUGCAGAAUGGAGAGGUCAGUUUAUCCAUGCAUGGUUGUAGUUUUUGAAGGUCAUACUGUAGUUUCUAACUCUCUGUGCCAGGUGUUUUUCUGAUGGUGAAGUGCCUGGACACUGUUAGCACUUAGUGCCCUCCCAUGUUAAAGCACAAAGCAGUGCUACUACUAACACCAGAAUGUCUACUUGUCUUUCUGUAUACAUUUCAAAAUUUGCUCUGUAGCUAUAGAGUUAGGUAGAGUGAUUUGUUAUUUCUAUGGUGCUCAGGUCAAUUCAGCUCAAACUUUUUAAUGUGGUCUGUGCUGGGAGGAGACACAUGGUGUAAUCAGGUCACGUCACUGCAUGAGGAAAAUCCGCCCACGUUCAGGUCAGAUAUCAAAUGUUUUUUUGUUUUUCUUUCAGUGGCUUGAAUCAUCGUAUAUGGGGCUUUUAUGAUUAUGACUGAAAUGAUUAUUCUGGUCACUGAGUUUUACUAUCAACGGAGGAAGAAGAUCAGUUGUAACUUUUUUAAAAUCCUCAUCAGUUUAUACACAAAAUUCUAAAGACACAACUUUUAAUCAUUGAUUAUCUACCAUUUAUUUGACAAUGGCUCCUUAAGGAAACUAAAAAUUACAGUGUUCGAUCAUAGAUUAUUGAUUCUGCCAGUGUGCCCAUACUGUGAGUUUACAUGCUUUGGGUUUUUAGUGGUCUGUUGUGCUUUUUAUUUUUUAUUUUUUUGAAUUAGAUUUCUAAUCCUUCAGUCCUAUAUGCAGGAUUGGCUGUUGCACUGCACCCACAUAGCCCACCUCACUGACUGCAUGUGUCCAGACACAUCUGCAAAGGAGACACAUGGAGAAAGUUCAUCCUUUUUGGGACAGUUAAUCAGUUUAUUCUCUUCAGAACUCUUGACUUCUUCUGCCUGUGCAAAUUACCACAAUUAAGACAACGAAAGUUACUCUGAAAGGGUUUGUUUACCCGCUGGGGCUGAGCAUGCAUUCACUGGAGGUGAUGUUGGGGGGUGGGAAGAUUUGUGGGGCAUCUUUGUUUCUAUUUUGAUAUUUUUCUAAAAGUGGUGUGUUCAGCUUUUUAUAGCACAUUUUAAGGUUACAUUUGAAAGCAAUAUGUAAUACAUGCAAGUGAUACUGUAUCUUAAUCUGAAUCUGACUUAACACAAGUGAUUCAUCAUCAGGCAGCUCCCACAAUGGACAGACAUGACAAGGGUUAUGUGGGUAAGGAUUUUUAAUCUGUUUAUUUAUGAUAAUGUAGGCAGUGUAUCAUAAAAUAAACUUUGCUGUAACAAGA
Molecule: messenger RNA, 3157 nt
Organism: Dicentrarchus labrax (European seabass)
Lineage: Eukaryota; Metazoa; Chordata; Actinopteri; Moronidae
Gene: tmpob
Product: thymopoietin b
Exons: 6
Coding region: 466-1569 (367 amino acids)
Molecular function (GO): DNA binding
Source: RefSeq, a predicted model, not a curated record